AUGAUUACAGUUAAAAGUGGUAACAAUAACAAUUCUCAAAAUACAAAACAAAAUCUUUUAAGCAAUGUAAAAGUACAAGUGAAAAAGCUUAUGGAGGAGGCUGUGAUUCGUAGUUAUGUACAUGAAGAUAGUGAAACAGUCACAAAAUUCUGUUCAUCAGUUGAAGCUGUCCUCUUUUACGGUCUUCGUCGAAGUAUAUUCACAUGGAUUGAAGAAGAGACAACAUUUGUAUUAUGUCAAAAAAUAGCAAAAUUAUGUCCUGAAGCCCAGCAGACACUAGAUCGCCUAGAUUAUUAUAAACAGUCUAUUUUAAAACGACGUAAUGAUCAUCGGUCGAGAAGAAAUAUAUCACCUAUUCGAAUAAAAAGUACAUCAUCAAAUUCAUUGACAUCAAGUGAAAAAUCAACAUCACCAUCAGUGAAUUUUACAUUUUGGUCGAAUGAUAAUAAUAAUAAUAACAGCAAUAAUAGCAGUCAUAAUCAUAAUAUUAGUAAUUACAAUAACAAUACACUGAUUAAUGGUCGUCGAGAUACUGUAUUUCAAAAUUUUUGGAUUCGUGUUGCUCUAUUAGAAAAAGUUUUAGACAAAAUUGUAUAUUUUUUAACAAUAAAUUCAUCUCAGUAUUAUGAACAGUAUUCCCUUAUGGCUGAUCCAUGUGAUGGACAACUUAUUAGUGAUUUGUUACGCGGUCCAUGCACAAUUGAUUAUUCACGUACACGAACAACAGAUCAUUUAUUCACUGAUCCACCAGUCUCAGAAUUAAUCCAACGUCAUGGUAUUUAUGGUGGUUUAAUGUCAAGACAAUUGAGUUAUGUCCCACCUGUAAGUCAACAGUUACCAGAAGAAAAUGAUGAUGAAAAAGCAGAAGAAGAUGAUGAUGAUAAUGAUGGCUGUGAUGUUGGUGACCUUGACGCCAUGAAUAAUUCAUUAAAACAAAGCAGAAAAUCAUUGAACAAUGAAUAUAAUAAUGAUGGUUCAGUUGAAAAGACUAAAGGGAGAUGUAAAUAUAUUAAUAUUCCAGCUAUAACAAUGAAUCCUGUAGAAGAAGAAAAAGAAGAAGAUAAUGAUGAUGGCGGUAAAGAUGAAUUGGAUAAUGGCGAUUCAGGUCUGCCUAUUGAUAGUAUAAUUAAUCAUAAUCGAAAACGAUAUAACAGUCGUAAAGUUGAUUUGAAUAUCAACGCUCCAAGUAUACUGAAUCAAACUUCUUGGAUGACUAAACGAUCCAGUUCUCCACUUAUUAGUGUGAAUGAUCUACUUAUGAGUCGAGGAUCACGAACUGGUUCAUGUGCAUUUCUACCACAAAUUAAUGAAUACAAUUCAACUAAAACGAAUCGUAAUCAAAAAUCAACUAAAGAUAUAGCAAUGGCAGCUAAAGAUCAUGUAGAAUCAAUGCAUCAAAAUUUAAAAAAUAGAUUAUUAUAUGGAAAGAAUAAUGUAUUAAUGCAAACACCUAAUUCACCUGAUCCAAUUCCUGGAUACUUAUCAUUGAUUGACGGUGAAUCGGGUAAAUUAAUUGUACUCAAAUGGACACCAAAUUCAGCUGUAACAAAUCAACAGAAUUUAUCAUUAUCAAUCAAUAAUAUUAACACUGUUGGUAGUAAUACUUGUGGUGGCAGUAACAAUAAUAUUUAUUCAUCUAUGGAUUCAUUGGUUGACUCAAGAAUGGAUAUUGAUAGUAUUGGUGAUAAAGAAACCUACUGGGGUUAUGCAAUCAAAAUUAAAAUGGAUGACAUUGUUUAUGCUCAUUGUCAUGAAUCAAGUGACCAAUACACAAUUAUACUAAUUCGUAAUGACGGCAUUCAAUUGGCACCAUUUCAUUUCUAUGCUCAAAGUCAUGUUCUUACUUUUUUAAAUUGUUUAGAACAAGGUUUAAGCAAAUUUGGUGGUUAUUUAGAUCCAUCAUCUGAUCUACCAGUUACAUCACCAUGUGGACAGUCGUUUUUCAAUAAAUCCUAUCGUCCAUCAAUACCAUUCAUUUUUGCUAGUCGUAAUUCCUUAAUCCCAUCAACUAUAAAUAAUAACAAUAAUAAUAGCAAUAGUAAAUUAGACUCGUUAAUAUCGCAUUCGUCUACUUCACUAUCUCAAAUGAAUUCAUCUCCUACUCCCUCUUCUACUGCUAUACUGAAAUCAUCCAAAUCCGAUCAAUCCAUACCAAUGACAUCAAAUAUUAGUCCUACAACAGGAAGUGGUAACAUCGGCGGUGCGGGUGGUGGUGGUAGUGGUGGCAUUAAACAUCGUUUAUAUCUGAAUCUCCUGAAAGCAUUCAAUCAAUUAGAUGAGUUGAAUAGUGACGAUUCACGUAGAACAAGUAUUUCACCAUCUUUGGAUUCAUCAUCAACUGAAAAAUCUCCUGUUCAGCAUGCAUAUCAGAUUGUAUCAAAAACUGGUAGUGUGACAUCACCAAAGUUUAGAACUUCUCCAACAGGAUUUGACUUCACUAAAACUUCAUUACGGCCAAAGAAAAUUUCAUUACAAGGCAUUUCAGAAGAAAAUAUCGAUGAUAGCAAUGCUAUUGAUGAGGAUAAUGAAAGUGUUGACAGUGAUGCUGAGACAGUACAGUUAACUGAAAAACGAACUACUCCUGAUGUAUGCACAAAAUUAAGAAUUAAAAUAUUAUCUCAUAUAUUUCAUAAAUGGUAUAAAUAUUUUACUAAAAUUCAAAUUGUACGCAAAAAACUGUCUAAUCUUGUUUCAACAAAUUUAUUGACUGUUGAUAGUCCAACUAAUGCUGAAGAAGGUGUAACUGUAGAGUUUUGGAGACAAUUAAUGACAAACUCUAUACCAAAAAUUACAUUCAAUGAAUUUUGUCGACAUGUAUACUUUGGUAAUUGUGAUCCAACGAUUAGAAAUGAAGUAUGGCCUUAUUUAUUGGGUUUAUAUCCAUGGGAUUCAACUAGGGAACAGUUGAAUGUAAUCAAUCAAAAACAAACUGAAAUCUAUACAAAUGCUUUAAAUACAUGGAAUCGUGUUGUUGACUGUUUACAACAAGAUACUAAAUACGCUAGUUUCCUUGGAAUUAAACCAAUCAAAUGUGAAACAUUUAAUGCUAAGAAUUUUACAACUAAUAGUAGUGAAGUACAAUGUAGUCUCGCUAAAGAAGUAAACGGAUUCAACACUUGUGAUACCGUCAACGUACAGGAAACAAAUGGUGUAAUCCAUAGCGAAACGAAUUCAGUUAAUAUCAAUGGUGAUAUUAAAACUCACAUGAUGAACAGUGAUGAAAUUCUUAGUGAAACAUCUUCUGAGCUAACAGAAUCAUCAAAUCAUUCAGUGUCGAGAAUGAAUUCACUACCACUUGUUGCCAAUGAACUAGAAAAUAAUCCCAGUCAAAAACAAUGUGAAUUUUCUUCAGAUAUCCUGGAUGCAUUCGCUGAUAAUUUAUAUCGAAUCGACAAGGAUGUUUCAAGAUGUGAUCGGAAUCAUGUCUUCUUUAUGACGCCAAAAAAAUCUACAAGUUCCACUUCAAAUGAUUUCAGUGAAUUAAGUACAAAUUUAUAUAAAUUACGUAAUAUUAUUUCAACAUGGGUAUGGUUAAAUUUAGAUGUUGGUUAUAUUCAAGGAAUGUGUGAUUUGUUGGCGCCUAUAUUAAUUAUAAUGAAUGAUGAAAUUAUAUCAUUUGGAUGUUUCACUUGUUUAAUGCGAUGGAUGUUACCAAAUUUUCCAUUAAUAAAAAAUAAUAAUAAUUCUACCAGUCAAUCAUCAUCAUCACCAUCACCAUCAUCCGCAUCAGUGUCAUCAACAUCGACUUCAUUAUUGUCUGAAACAGUUGAUCUACAAGUGGUAGGACAUAAUAAUAUGAAUGAUGAGACAAUCAACAGCACAACUGGCACAUCUCCGACAACAACAACAACAACCGUAACAACAACAACAACUGCCACGACGACAGCGACGACGUCAACAACAACAAAUCGUAAAACAUUGUUACAGCUGGCUGUGAAAGCAGCUAAACGUCGGACUACUACAGUACACAGUAAAGGAGAUACUGGUGGUGUUGGUACAGACAUUAUUCAUACUAAACACGGCCUUGUUGAUAAUCCUCAUCAACGUCUACAUUGGAUGAAUAAAACAAAAGAUGAUUCAGCACUGUUGUACACCACCACAGGGAUGAAUGGAUUAGAUCAUGUCGAUGACGUCAACGACGAUGAUGGAAGUACGAGUGAGGACUAUGCUAAACAAGAUCAACCACAACAACAACAGCAAUCUGAGCCACAACAACAACUUGUACAGUUAACUUCAAACGAGAUCACUUCACCAUAUGAUAGAAUUUUAUUGAAUACAAAUGGUAUACAAAUGUCAUGUAUGGAUAUGCGAUUUCAUUUCCUUCAAUCAUUAAUAGAAAUUUUUGAUCCAGAAAUGAAUCAGCAUUUAUCGAAAAAAGUACCUGAAGGACAAUUAUUCUUCUCAUAUCGUUGGUUAUUAUUAGACUUCAAAAGAGAAUUGAAAUACGAUGACAUAUUUCCUGUCUGGGAAACAAUAUGGGCAUCACGUAGACUGGUGUCGUAUGAUUUUGGUAUAUUUUUUGCAUUGGCUUUACUUGAAUAUUAUCGUGAUAUUAUUAUCUAUUAUGAUAUGGAUGUAACAGAGAUUAUUAGAUUCUAUAAUGAAUUAACGGAACAACAUGAUGCUAUAACACUGCUUGAAUUGGCGCGCAGCUUCGUUUUUCAAUUACAACAUUUAUUAAAUGACCAAUAA
Molecule: messenger RNA, 4692 nt
Organism: Trichobilharzia regenti
Lineage: Eukaryota; Metazoa; Platyhelminthes; Trematoda; Strigeidida; Schistosomatidae
Source: the annotation of a GenBank genome assembly